AUGCCACUCUUGGCUACAACUACGUUUGCCGCCGCGGCGCGGUCGAUACCUAUCACAGAGGCCGUGUCUGGCAUUUUUGGCAGCAUCAGCUUGACCUCUUGGAUAUGCCUUCUCCUCCCUCAGCUGUUCACCAACUACAAGGCGAAGAGCGCCGAUGGCCUCAGCAUGGCGUUUCUCGUCGUCUGGCUUCUGGGCGAUAUCACCAAUCUCGUCGGUGCCUUGUUCACCCGCCUAGCUCCCACGGCCGUUGCAUUGGCAGGCUACUUUUGCAUUGCCGACCUCGUCCUCAUCAGCCAGGUCAUCUACUACAACGCCCUCAACGCCCGUCGAGCUCGCCGCGCCGAGAACGAGGACCCCUCCGAAGAGUCGCCCCUCAUUGCCAGCCAGCGGCGGCGACGGAGCUCUUCCUUUGGCCUCCCGGGGUCCCAGCGCCGCCAUGCGACGCACACCGAGUCGUCAAUGGAGCCCCUGAGGAAGAUUGUCACGGGCGAGGAUGAGACUCCCGAUAGCAGCCCCUGGAUUCACAACGCUCUAAGUCUGCUGGCUGUGUAUGCCAUUGGAUUUGCCGGCUGGUUUGUCUCGUACAAGGUCGGUGCUUGGGACGGUGCCGACCCCGGCACUCCCGACUCGCCUGACCACGCCAAGACUGGUAUCGAGAUUGCUGGACUCACGCUUGGAUAUUUCAGUGCCGCUCUCUAUCUCUGUGCUCGAAUUCCCCAGAUUAUCAAGAAUUAUCGGGAAAAGUCGUGCGAAGGCCUUGCCCUUCUCUUUUUCAUGCUCUCCCUGAGCGGAAACCUCACCUACGGCAUCAGCCUCGUCGCCUACUCUCAGGACAAGGGCUACCUCCUCAACGCGCUCCCCUGGUUGCUCGGCUCCCUGGGCACAAUUGCCGAAGACCUCGUCAUCUUUAUCCAGUUCCGAAUCUACUCCAACGGCGACCGAAGUAGCGCCAUUGCGGCCUAA
Fusarium keratoplasticum is the source of this 963-nucleotide messenger RNA. RefSeq lists its product as uncharacterized. NCBI's taxonomy places the organism in Eukaryota, Fungi, Ascomycota, Sordariomycetes, Hypocreales, Nectriaceae. Gene Ontology annotation, cellular component: fungal-type vacuole membrane. The record is from RefSeq and is a predicted model, not a curated record. Bases 1 to 963 code for a protein of 320 amino acids. The transcript has 5 exons. Gene Ontology annotation, biological process: basic amino acid transmembrane export from vacuole.